Molecule: messenger RNA, 918 nt
Organism: Microthlaspi erraticum
Lineage: Eukaryota; Viridiplantae; Streptophyta; Magnoliopsida; Brassicales; Brassicaceae
Source: the annotation of a GenBank genome assembly
AUGCAAUUAUUGCCUAGUGAUGAUGAUGAUGAUCGGAAGGAACAGAUCUUACUCGAAGAAUCAACAUCCUCGAACGAAAUCGUAGCUGCGGAAAGAGGCGAUCGUAUCGUGGAGGAAGGAGAAGUUUCUGAAAUAGCUGAGAGUGAUGACGACGACGACGACGACGAAACUACACAUCUUGUUGCUGGAGGAGAUCAACCACAAUGUCGAAUUUGCCUUGAUGUUGGAGGGGAAGAUCUGAUUGGUCCGUGCAAUUGUAAGGGUACUCAGAAGUACGUGCACAGAUCUUGUCUUGAUAAUUGGCGCUCCACUAAGGAAGGUUUUGCAUUUUCGCAUUGUACAGAGUGUAGAGCCGUCUUCAAACUCCGAGCCAAUGUGCCUCCUGAUAGAUGGUGGUUGAGAUUGAGAUUUCAGCUGCUGGUUGCUAGAGAUCAUGCCUUCAUCUUCAUCACUGUCCAGAUGGUACUAUCAUUGGGUCGGGAUGAAGAGGGAUGUAGCUGGGUUGCGAAGUGCAACACUUGUGCCUUGGUGAAGGCAGAGCAUCAGGUUCCGGGUGGUCUUUUGCAGAGUUUACCCAUUCCAGAGUGGAAGUGGGACAGGAUUACGAUGGAUUUCGUGGUUGGACUACCUUUCGAGGACUUUCGAUGCUAUUGGGUGAUUGUGGAUCGGUUGACUAAGUCCGCACAUUUCUUGGCCAUCAAGAAGACAGAUGGAGCUGCUGUUUUGGCUAGGAAGUUUGUGCGAGAGAUUGUGAGGCUGCAUGGAGUGCCAGCUAGUAUUGUGUCAGACCGUGAUCCCAGAUUCACUUCAGAGUUUUGGAGAGCUUUUCAGGCAGAGAUGGGCACUAAGGUGCAUUUGAGUACAGCUUAUCAUCCGCAGACAGAUGCUUUCAGGCGAGUAUUGGCAUGGCUCCAUUGA